CUUGUCCUUAUAUGGGGGCGGCAGGCCACUAGUGGCAGUCUAUAAAGCACCGGAGGAGGGACAGGGGUGUCACUUUCCAGAAGGACAGUCGGACAGCCAGCCAGCCGCAUCAACCCCCCUCAGUCAGUAUGUCUAUCACUAAGAUCCAUGCCCGAGAGAUCCUCGACUCCAGAGGAAACCCCACUGUGGAGGUGGACCUCUACACCGCUAAAGGCCGUUUCAGGGCAGCCGUGCCCAGUGGUGCCUCUACCGGUGUCCAUGAGGCUCUGGAGCUGAGAGAUGGAGACAAGUCACGCUACCUGGGAAAAGGUACCAUUAAGGCUGUGGAUCAUGUGAACAAGGACAUCGCUGCCAAACUGAUUGAGAAGAAGUUCAGUGUUGUUGACCAGGAGAAGAUUGACAAAUUCAUGCUGGAGUUGGACGGAACUGAGAACAAGUCUAAGUUUGGAGCCAAUGCCAUCCUGGGCGUGUCUCUGGCGGUCUGCAAGGCAGGAGCAGCAGAGAAGGGAGUGCCCCUGUACCGACACAUCGCUGACCUGGCCGGACACAAGGAUGUCAUCCUGCCCUGCCCCGCCUUCAACGUGAUCAACGGUGGUAGCCAUGCUGGUAACAAGCUGGCCAUGCAGGAGUUCAUGAUCCUGCCCAUCGGAGCGGCCAACUUCCACGAGGCCAUGAGGAUCGGAGCUGAGGUUUACCACAACCUGAAGAACGUGAUCAAGGCCAAGUACGGAAAGGAUGCCACCAACGUGGGAGAUGAGGGCGGCUUCGCACCCAACAUCCUGGAGAACAACGAGGCUCUGGAGCUCCUGAAGUCAGCCAUUGAGAAGGCCGGCUACCCAGAUAAGAUCAUCAUCGGCAUGGACGUGGCCGCCUCUGAGUUCUACAAGGCAGGGAAGUACGACCUGGACUUCAAGUCACCUGACGACCCUGCCAGGUACAUCACCGGGGAUCAGCUGGGAGAUCUGUACAAGAGCUUCAUCAAGGGAUAUCCCGUCCAGUCCAUUGAGGAUCCCUUCGAUCAGGAUGAUUGGGCUGCAUGGUCAAAGUUCACCGCCGCCGUCGACAUCCAGGUGGUGGGAGAUGAUCUGACCGUGACCAACCCCAAGCGUAUCCAGCAGGCUGUGGAGAAGAAGGCCUGUAACUGCCUGCUCCUCAAGGUCAACCAGAUCGGCUCCGUCACAGAGUCCAUCAAGGCGUAAGUAUAGGGCCCCCUCGCAGAGCUGCCCUACAGGUACUAUAUUACAGGACCUUCUACUGGAGCUGCACCACAAGGACUAUAUUACAGGGCCCCCUGCUGGAGCUGCACCACAGGCACUAUAUUACAGGGCCCCCUGCUGGAGCUGUGUUACGGGCACUAUAUUACAGGUUCCCCUGCUGGAGCUGCACCACAGGCACUAUAUUACAGGUUCCCCUGCUGGAGCUGUGUUACGGGCACUAUAUUACAGGUUCCCCUGCUGGAGCUGCACCACAGGCACUAUAUUACAGGUUCCCCUGCUGGAGCUGUGUUACGGGCACUAUAUUACAGGGCCCCCUGCUGGAGCUGCACCACAGGCACUAUAUUACAGGUUCCCCUGCUGGAGCUGCACCACAGGCACUAUAUUACAGGUUCCCCUGCUGGAGCUGUGUUACGGGCACUAUAUUACAGGUUCCCCUGCUGGAGCUGCACCACAGGCACUAUAUUACAGGGCCCCCUGCUGGAGCUGUGUUACGGGCACUAUAUUACAGGUUCCCCUGCUGGAGCUGCACCACAGGCACUAUAUUACAGGGCCCCCUGCUGGAGCUGUGUUACGGGCACUAUAUUACAGGGCCCCCUGCUGGAGCUGCACCACAGGCACUAUAUUACAGGGACAAAUUGACCAUCUCUUAUGUGAAAUGGGUGUAGUAGUGACUAGGCUUCUCAUUAUAUAGUAUUAGUUCAUUUUUUUGCUUUGAGAUUUCUUUCCGUUAUGAAAAGUACUUUAGAAGUUUAAAUAAUGAUUUUGUAUUAUUCUUCCAGGUGUAAGCUGGCCCAGUCUAACGGAUGGGGUGUGAUGGUGUCUCAUCGCUCCGGAGAGACAGAGGACACUUUCAUCGCUGACCUGGUGGUCGGACUCUGCACUGGACAGAUCAAGACUGGGGCCCCCUGUAGAUCAGAACGUCUGGCCAAAUACAACCAGCUGAUGAGGAUUGAAGAGGAGCUUGGAAACAAGGCCAAGUUCGCCGGCAAGGACUACCGUCACCCCAAAAUCAACUAAACCCUCCAUCUCCUCCUUUAAUCCCUCUACCACCACUGACUGUCUACCCUCCUCUUGGGGUCAGGGGUCAGAAGAAGACAAAUUUCCACUUUUUAUGUUUUUUAUCUUCGGCCCUUGCCCGCCCCCCCCUGUUACGAGUGACUGUUGUGACGUAACGUGAGAAAUAAAACAAAACCAAAUUUAAA
This is a messenger RNA of Oncorhynchus keta (chum salmon), 2419 nucleotides long. Its product is annotated as beta-enolase-like. NCBI's taxonomy places the organism in Eukaryota, Metazoa, Chordata, Actinopteri, Salmoniformes, Salmonidae. Gene Ontology annotation, molecular function: magnesium ion binding; phosphopyruvate hydratase activity. The transcript is spliced from 14 exons. The record is from RefSeq and is a predicted model, not a curated record. The coding region runs from base 129 to 1199 and encodes 356 amino acids. Gene Ontology annotation, biological process: glycolytic process. Gene Ontology annotation, cellular component: phosphopyruvate hydratase complex.